This is a messenger RNA of Drosophila serrata, 1327 nucleotides long. RefSeq lists its product as uncharacterized. Lineage: Eukaryota; Metazoa; Arthropoda; Insecta; Diptera; Drosophilidae. The record is from RefSeq and is a predicted model, not a curated record.
UUUUGUUGCGGUAACGAUCACAUACAUACAUACAAAUAAUGCCUGAGGAGAAGAGCCACUCUGUGCCUGUGUGGCUCACCAAGGACUUUAUCCAGGAAAAGCUACGCGUCUACUUUAAGGACGACUCUUUGAAGCUGGAGAAAUUAGGCAUUAAUCCAGCUAUUGGCAACGGUGAGAACUACGCCAGUGUAAUGACCCGCAUCAAUGUUGAGUAUACCACAAAGGACUCGAAGUCCAAGAAGCUGACCACCAACUUCUUGGUGAAGACGACCUUUGCCGAGAAAGACCCAGCUGCCCAUGUGCUUAUCAAUUACGGCGUCUACACUCGUGAGAUGGACAUGUAUCAAAGGAUUAUUCCCAAGCUGGCGGAGCUUGUAAAGACAGAGAUUCGGGAUCCACGAAAGCUGUUUGCUGGCACCGUAAACGUAGAUCGGAAAACGAAUUCCAUAAUAUUUGAAGACCUCUCUCUGGAGCAUUAUAUGGUAGCCAGCCGGCUAAAGAAACUUGAUCUGGAACACACGCACUUGGUGCUGGAAAAGCUGGCCAGCUUUCAUGCCGCCGGAGCAGUUCUGGUCGAGCGGGAGCCCGGUAUAGUAAAAGAGAACUAUGAUCGAGGAUUUUACAAUAGACAUAUCCGAGGCUAUGAGCCGAUUAUGACGAAUCUUCUGAGGGCCCUAUCCCGAUCCCUGAACUUGGAUGAGGAGCUGCGUCAGCGCUAUAAGGCCAAGAUAGAUCGAUUGGUCGAUCGUGUGAUGGUAUACGGAGAGCGAUCGACAACCAACAAUCCUGGAGACUUUCUGACCCUGGCUCACGGUGAUCUUUGGACCACCAACGUUAUGUUCCAGUACGACGGACAGGGACAUCCAAUCAAUGUCACUUUUAUUGACUUCCAAUUCUGUGUAUGGAACUCCCCAGCCAUCGAUCUGCACUACUUCUUCUCGACUUCGAUACACGACAAUCUCUACCUGGAAAACCAGCUGGAACUGAUCCAAUUUUAUUACUACAAAUUGGUGAAUGCUCUCAAGAAGCUUAAAUAUUCCGGCCACGUCCCGAGCUUAUUUGAUUUUCAACUGCAGUUCCGCAUGAGAGCCUUCUACGCUGUGUUUGCAUCCUUAAUUUUCGAGCCGUUGAUGUUGUACAAUGGCAAGGAGGAGGCUUCCCUGGAGCAGAUUAUCUCCGAGAAAGCGAGCGGGCAGAGGUUCAAGGAUGAUAUCUAUCAGCAGGAGUGCGUUCGAAAGAAACUGCAUCUUACACUCCCUUUCCUGGAACAGUGGGGAUUGCUUGAUGAAAUGUGAUAUUUGCUGUCCCCAUAAAAUAUAUUAAUAUA